This is a messenger RNA of Clonostachys rhizophaga, 1584 nucleotides long. Lineage: Eukaryota; Fungi; Ascomycota; Sordariomycetes; Hypocreales; Bionectriaceae. The record is from the annotation of a GenBank genome assembly.
AUGUCGAACGGGUUUGGCUUAGCCCUGCGCGAAUUCUGGCAUACUAUGACCAGUUAUGACCGACACUCAACACUGGAUUCUCCACAUCGGUCCGGUCGUCACGUCCCUCUCAACAAUGGCCGAAACAGCGUGUUUACUGGCGUAGCUACCGCCUCCGAUUCCCGCGGUGACAUCAACUCUCCUUAUUUCGAUGAUGCCUCGCCUACCCGCAAGCAAAUGCGCCCCCCGAACAUUGUUCCCUACAAUCCCGCCUCAAGUCCUAACCCCGGCUCAUACUCGCCUGGCUUGCGAUCUGUUUCUGCUAGAAAUACUAGCCAGACUGAUGGAUUCGAGGUUCAGAGUCCUGGCGAUGUGCCCAUGCAGUCAUUCGAAGACGGCCUCCCCCCUCCACCCCCGGUUUCCCAUUCCUGGAAGCGUAUAGAUGCUUGGGCAGAGGACAACUAUCCGGAGCUUUUCGACCAGGUCUGCGAAGGCGCAACUGUCAAUGAUAUGAAUGAGCUGGAACAUCAGUUGGACUGCACCCUUCCCCAGGAUGUGAGGGAGUCGCUUAUGAUUCACGACGGUCAAGAACGUGGCGGUACUCCAACGGGAAUCAUCUUCGGCUCGAUGCUCAUGGACUGUGAAGAAAUUGUGCAGGAAUGGGGGACCUGGUCCAGGGUCAGCAACCAAAUCUUAAUGGACACACCGACACCUCCUACUCCAAAGGCUUUCGCCGGAGGCAGCAACGAGUCAUCUUCGUCCCGGCAGCGACCAUCCUCGCGGUCUAGUAACCCUGACGAAUGGCGCCAGAAUCUUCUCGACAAGCAGACUUGUGUUCCCCCGAACAGUGUUCAAAGCGCGUAUGCACAUGCUGGAUGGAUCCCCUUGGUGCGAGACUGGGGUGGUAACAACUUGGCUGUCGAUUUGGCCCCUGGACCUAAAGGCCGAUGGGGCCAGAUCAUACUUUUCGGUCGUGAUUAUGACACCAAGUACGUCGUGGCCAAAUCGUGGUCUGCAUUCCUCGCCCUUGUGGCAGAUGACCUGAACAGCGGGAAAUGGUUUGUGGACGAAGACAACGGGGAGCUCAAGCUUCGUGAGUUCAAAGAUGCACGAGUCGAGCCGUCGUACUUCAGCAUUUUGCGAUGGAGAAUGGACCAGAAGUACGGGCGCCGAGCAGCACAGCGAAAGUCCAUGCAACCAAGACCCGGGUCGAAGCCUGGAUCGAAGCCCGGGUCGCCUCUUGGAUCCCGAUCAUCUUCCCCCUACUCCGCAGAAGGUAAUGGAGAUAAUCGAGGUCGCUCUUUGCAGCGACCUCACGGGGCCUCACCUUUGCAGAGUCCAAUGCGCGCAGGCCAUGGGAAACUACCUAUCCUCGGUAGAGUGACGGAGGAGACGAGCAUUCCGGAGUUGGCAGAUGCCGAAAUCCAGCCCGAGACCCUGGUUGAGGCAGAGGCAACGCUAUCCAAGAGGGAGUCUAAGCAGCCUGUUGUUCUGAAAAGAGUUGAGAGCGAUCUCAUCAAAUUAACCAAGGAGAACGAAUCCCCGGUCGGGAAUGGCAAGCAACCCCAGUCCAAGGACGAGACGAUGAAAGAAAUCCAUAUAUAA